Messenger RNA from Arachis duranensis, 1012 nucleotides. RefSeq lists its product as uncharacterized. The record is from RefSeq and is a predicted model, not a curated record. The coding region runs from base 93 to 728 and encodes 211 amino acids. The transcript has 4 exons. Lineage: Eukaryota; Viridiplantae; Streptophyta; Magnoliopsida; Fabales; Fabaceae.
UAGUUAUAUUGCACGGCAACAGAAGCAGAGUGGCUGAAAUACCAGUUAGGCUGCUUCUUCGCCCUUGGUCUCUCUCUUUGAAGCAAGCAACAAUGGCGCUUCCAUCCGCAUUCCAGGAACGGCUCCACCACAUGGACCGCACUCGAUGUGAACGCCUCUCUCUCCUCCAGGCGGAGAAAGAGUUGCAAGCAAACAAGUCUCGCGUUUUGGCCUCCAAGCUCGCCAACAUCAGAGCCACCGAACAGAGAUGCUUCCUUCUCGAUAACAAAAUUGCUUCCCAGAACUUCAACCUUCUCUCUCUCACUUCUCAAAUCCACAAUCUCGAAGCCAAAUACGAUUCCCUCUCCCAAAUGUUCAGGUCGAUUCAGAACGAGGUGGAUGAGCUUGAGGAGUUGCGGGAAAAGAGGGAUAGGUUUUACGAAGCUAAGAUGGUGGAAAUGAAGCAAUUCAAGGAGGUUGCUGACGAGUUUGUGGUGAAAUGUCGAAGGGACGUUCAGGGUUUGAGGAAUAGAGUAAAUGAGUUGAGGUCAUCUUUCAUUGAACUGAAAGGUAACAACCAGAAUUCAUGUAAUUCGGAGAUAGCUAUGGCAGAAAAGAGAAGGUUGGAACUGCAGGCUGAAAAGGAGUGUGUUUAUAGAAACUUGGCCUCUAAUCAGCAAAUAAAAGCACAGUUGCAAAAGCAGCUUCAGAAUAUUUUGAUUAAACAGACUCAAGAGAAGAGAAAGUGAAUAGACCUAGAAUUUGUUACUACCUAGCUAACUUUGAUCAUCAGCUACACGUUGGAUCUCCCUGUGGACACUAUUGUUUGCUGUGAUCGGAGGAUGCUUCUUGGGGACUCACCACCUCAUUCUAUACAAAAAGGGACAAGAAUCAUGGCUUGCCAAGAUUGUUAAUUGUAAAGAAAUGCAGUAAGCCAGUAAAUAUCAGUUUUGUAACAAAACACAAUCUACAUCUGAUGGUAUAUUUCGCAUUUUAGAAACAGAAUUUCAUGAUCAAAACCUAUAAAAGGAAA